Messenger RNA from Oikopleura dioica, 642 nucleotides. Lineage: Eukaryota; Metazoa; Chordata; Appendicularia; Copelata; Oikopleuridae. The record is from the annotation of a GenBank genome assembly.
AUGAGAAUAAAAGAAACUUUCAUAUAUCUUCUUCAUUUGAUUAUUUCAAGCGAAGGAGCGGUUAAAGAGAACCGCUGUCCUGAUGAGGACUUGCAAACAGAAUGCAGUGGAUUCUGCAGAGUUGAUUAUAAUCGAUGUCGUCUUCUUUGCGAAACGGAAUACUGCCAGUCUAUCUGCGACAGAGAAUAUCAAAAUUGCCAAGACAAUUGUCCAUGCGGAGCAAAUUGUGAAGAAGGAUGCAAAGACUGUAACCAUCCUCUCUGCUCAUCAACAACUACUGUUUCGACAUGGACAACGACUUCACAAAAUAGCGACCCAAGCAAUGACUAUGUCUUGGUAAUUCCGACGUAUUCGGCUCAAUCAUACAUAUUUUCCGGCGAUGGAGAGGUAGCCAGGUCUGCUAGCAUUGAUGUUCCUCGUGAUGAUUAUGCGGCACUGAGCGACUUCGCUGUCGUGCGAGGAGAAUUCUAUAUUUUUGGUGGGGACACUGAUCAUCACAAGAUCGCGAAACUCGAAAACUGUCGAUUUUAUGAAAUGCCAACUAGACUUUUCUACGGAUACGAUGUUGCUUCUGCUGCAAUUGAUAUUGAUGGCGGUCAGCGAGGUUUCAAAUCAUUUAAAAAAAUCACUAACGAGUUGUAG